AUGAAUUUGUUUCAGCAUAAACAUCAAAAGUUGAUAUUACAAUGUUAUCCUGCUGGGAAAGCGGUUGAUAAAAAACCCAACUCGUCUGAGCUAAGUUAUUUGUUGUACUAUGCAUCUACUCGUAGAGUCAAGUUGGAAAAGGUGAUUAAUUUUUUGAAAGACAAAACUCAUCAUGAUGUUGGUAGAAGUCGUACAGGUAAUUUACAAGUCACAUUAGCCAUUAUUCAGGAGUUAAUCAAAAAAUGUAGCGAAAACUUGAAUGUAUUCGCCAUUCAAGUGUGCUUUAUCUUACAACUGAUUGCAAAUACCAAGGAUCUUGCCUUGUGCAAAAAUGUUGUGAAAGCAUUUGGUGUCUUGUGUGAGAACUUGGAUGGUGGCUUGUUUACAGGUGACAAGGAGUUUGUGAAGAUAUUUACUGAAGUUUUCCAAACCUUGGUUUCCUUUGGUAAAGACAGAUCGGGUGUUACUCAAUAUGAUUGGCAGAUGAUUUCUUUAAUGGCUGUAAAUGAUAUAUCUAGUUGUUUGAGUUAUAAUGCAGCUGUUGGGAAAAAGUUUAUCGCUUUGUCCAUCCCCAUUUUACUUCAGUUCAUUAUUGCAAAUAACCCACAAAGCAGCAUCUUGCAAAGAUUGAAAUCAAAUCUUCACGUUGAAGAUGAUGGGAAAAGGUUAUCACGUGUGCAUCUGCAAAAAUCACAUAGCAAAAUUGCCCAGCAAAUCGAUGACGAUUUCACCAAUGAUUCACUAACCUUGACAGAUAUCACUGAAAAGGCCUUUGCAUCGAUGAAAUCUUUUUUCAAUACCAACGCUGCCGGUCAAAUUUCAGAAGUGACAAGAGCUGUUGUCCAACAUAAUAUAGUCAAUGGAACUGAUUUAGAAUGGGGAGUUUCAUUUUUGGAAUUAUGCAUUACUUGGAUUCCAGUUCAAUUACGUUUUGUCAGUUUGUCUACAUUAUUGGCCACUUUAGGAAGAAUUAAUAUUGAAGGCAAUACCAAAUCCAAUUAUAACAUGGAAUUCCAAUAUGCUCGUUAUUUGUUAGGAUUACUUUCUUCUCGUGUUAACAUGAUUGGUUUGUCUGUUUCGGAUAUUAUUCAACAAUUGUUGUCGUUGCAAGCUGAUUUGAUUUUAAAAGCAAGUGAUUUGGACAAAAGCGACAUUUCUAUUUUAACAGACAUAUAUUCUGACUGUAUAUGUAGUUUGACUACACACAUAUACUACUACGAUCAAGUCCCAGAUUCAAUUCAGGAAAUAUUGAUCAAAGUUGAUUAUAUUUUGGAAAGCAGUUUUGUGGAUGAUAAUAGUUCUACAUCCACUGGAGAGCAAAUCCAAGAUUUGAUUAUCCAGUUGUUGGAUAACAUUUCUAAGAUAUUCUUGAUUUUGAAAAAUAAAUCAAGUUCGAUCAAUCGUAACCAUGUGAACUUGGAACAUUGGGAUAUUAGUUUAGGAUUGUUAGCACCACAAGGUGAAUAUGAAGAUAACAGAAAAAUGAUUAUCUCUACACCACAGCUUAUCAACAUUCAAGCCAAGUACUUGAAAGUGUUUGAUGAGUUUUUGAAUAACGAAUUGGCUGUUGGCAAUUCUAAAAAGAGUUACGAUCUUCUCAACAAACAAUCUCGAUUGGAUCCUGGAAGUACAGGAGUUGAAGGUUUGAAUAAAUCCGAUGAUCUGGAUAAUGGGAAAGACUUUAAAAAGCCUGAUGCUAAUCAAUACAUCACCAAUCAACAGAAUUUCAUAUCCCAUUUCCUUAUGUAUAUUGAUAAAUUUUUUGAAAAUUACGAUUCCCCAAACACGCAAUCAGUGUUACUUUUGGUUACUGUUUUAAAAGAUAUGAUGAAUAUUUUAGGAUUGAAUUUUUUGAGUAAUUUCAUUCCAUUUUUCCACCACUGGGUUAUGAAAGUAAACAGAACAAGCACAUUUACGCAAAGACAGAAAUUUAAAGAUACUUUUGCUCAUAUUAUUUUAUACUACAUGUUGAAGGACUUGGAUGAGCAAUACAGUCAUGAUUUACAAAAUUAUUGUAAAAAUUCAAAAUUAUUUAAACAAAUAUUGGACGCUGUUGAAUAUAGAAAAAUUCAAAAGUUUUGGGUCCAUGGCAUCGACUCUUCACCAUCUGAUUUAGAGACCGUUAAAAGCAACCGGAUGAUACCCACAGAUUCAAAUGGCAAUUAUAUUCCCAUCAGAAUCAAACCUGAGAAUAUUGAGGAAUUUGCUUGUGGUAACAACUUUUUGAUUGUAUGGUUACAUCCUCAGAAACAAUUACUUACUGAAAUUGAAAAAUCACAAGUCAGUACACAUAUGAGUACAUUUAAUAAUGAUUCUAGAAACACAAACAUGACAGUGAUAAUGGAUCAAGGGUCGCUUGCAGUAAGUGGAGGUCCAGAACAUGGAGGCCAGUUUAUUCCACCACCUGAGUUUGUUAACCACACAGGAUUAUCUUCUGAAUCUGCGUCAUCAAACUCAGAGAAAGGUUUGUAUACUGGUUUAGGAUUGGGUACUGCUGGAGAUAUUACCAUGAUUCAUUCUGAAAUAUUGCAAUACAGUCAACAUUUCCAAGAAAGAGGUUUACCUCAUGGUAAUGGGUUUGCUACUAUUUUGAGAACUGUCGAUAGUGUUAACAGUACUAAUGAAGGCUCAAUCUAUACUUAUGAUAGUAAAUAUUUACAGUCACCAAGAGUAAGCGAUUUGAAAGAUGCCAUGUCAACCCACAGGGGUAUAAGAUUAUCCAAACCAAAUUUUGGUGGUGCCAAUGGAACCGCGAAUAUUACGGAUUCUGCUUCAACAACCAAUGGGUCUGUGUUGAAUAAAAACAUGCAAACUACAGAUGUUGAUUCAAUUUUAAGUGGCCUUGAAAGUGAAGACGAGGCAGCCUUUGUUGUUUAA
Candida dubliniensis CD36 is the source of this 2877-nucleotide messenger RNA. RefSeq lists its product as uncharacterized. NCBI's taxonomy places the organism in Eukaryota, Fungi, Ascomycota, Pichiomycetes, Serinales, Debaryomycetaceae. The transcript has a single exon. Gene Ontology annotation, cellular component: plasma membrane. The record is from RefSeq and is a predicted model, not a curated record. Gene Ontology annotation, biological process: protein localization to plasma membrane. Bases 1 to 2877 code for a protein of 958 amino acids.